AUGGCCAUGGAAGAGAUUAGUUUGACAGCAGCAUUCAAAUGGGUGGGUGAUAGAAUUAGUGGUGCAUGGUCAGAUCGAGGUGGAUGGCAAGAGGACAAGCAGCCAUUCAGUUCUCAUCACCCAGACUACUCUACCAUUGCCUCAUGCUUCACUUUGAAGGGUCAGGUAGAGGUAGGAUGGCGUAGACGUAAGACCAUUGUCAUUGAAAAUAUGCGUGCAGCAGAGGGGUUGGGUGAAGACGAAAGAGUCGGAUAUGAAGACAGAAGCACGAAUGAGGGUGUGGACGAGGACGGAAUGUAUGGACGAGAGCAGGGUGGCCAGUAG
This is a messenger RNA of Hydatigera taeniaeformis, 324 nucleotides long. The record is from the annotation of a GenBank genome assembly. Lineage: Eukaryota; Metazoa; Platyhelminthes; Cestoda; Cyclophyllidea; Taeniidae.